Messenger RNA from Rubroshorea leprosula, 1528 nucleotides. The record is from the annotation of a GenBank genome assembly. NCBI's taxonomy places the organism in Eukaryota, Viridiplantae, Streptophyta, Magnoliopsida, Malvales, Dipterocarpaceae.
CAUUAAAUAAAAAUAUACCAUGUAUAGCAAAUGAGUUUAAGCCUCACACUUGUGUCCAAGGGUGGGUCCUACUAGCCCAUACAAUUGUCUACUCAGCAGACUGUCAUAUAUGGAAGUAAAAGUUGUACUUUCCCUCUAUUGUAACGAAAUCUCAAGUACAUCUAAGUGUGAUAUAUUUACCCUUUCUUCUCCUCAUUAUCAAUCAACCCAACCUCAAGUUCUUCCUCCCUCACCCAAACAAUAACUCUCUCUUUAUGUAAUCUCUUUUUCAAUUUCUUCUCUUAUUUUUCUUUUAAUCAACAAAUACUAUUGCUUUUAUCUUCUUCUUCAAUCCUUAUUUUAUUUUUUUUUCUCAUUUUGGUUUUUGUUUUAUGUGCUCUAAGGUGCUGUUUGAUAAAAAAAUGAAUCAUUCAAUAGAAGUCAUAACCGACUUUGGAGUGUAUUCAGAGGAACAAAAAGACUUCAAAGACACGAGUUCAAAUUCUUUGAAAGAUACUGCUAGAUCAAAAUUAAGAUGCAUUCCAGAUUCUUCACGAUUGUUGACUAACAAUCUUAAUGACAAGGAUAAAGAUGAAAUAGGGCAACAACUUGUCAUUGAUCUUGGAGCAAUAGCAAACAAUGAUCUUGAUGAGCACAAAAGGGAGAUGGUUGCCGAGGCAAGAAGAUGGAUUGGUCUUUUGGUAUAUAAAGAGAUUAGUGGCAAGGGCUACAUAGGCAAAGUUCAAGAUUAUGAUGAGGGCACUGAACUCUACAAGAUAGUGUAUGAGGAGGUUACUGGCUAUGACGAGCUAUUGCCUAAGCAGGAAAUGCUAGGAAUUAUAGCUCCUCCGCAUGUGGUUCGUGAAUAUCUCGACUAUGAAGAGGCGAAGGAGAAAAACAAGCAGCAAAAGAGAAAAGCAUUGAGGGCAAAUGCCUCCACAAACAACAUGGAGCAUGAAAAGCUUACUGGCCAUGAUGAUGAAUUGAUUGAGCAAGAAAUGAUGCAAAUUGUUUCCCCAUCUCCCUUAGUUCGUGGCCAAGAGGCUAAGGACAAUGACAAGAAGGAAAAGAGGAGAGCAUUAAGGGCAAGGGCCGCAAAUAUGGAAAUACCGAGGAUGAAAAAGCCUUAUCGAAAACGUACAACUAAGAAAGCAAAGGUUAAUGACUAUGUUCCUCUUGCAUUUCGUGAGAAGAAGAGAGAUGCUUAUUAUUGGUAUUGAGAUGAUAUAUGUUGGCAGCUUGGGGAGCAUGGUGAGGUUGAAUAUAUAAUGGUACUCAAGAGGUUCUAGGAGGAAGAGAGAUGAACUUUUAAAGUCUUCCUCUCUUCAAAGACUCAACAACCAUAAAACCAAACUUGUGAACUAUUAGAAUAAUAAUGUUUGUGGUGAUUUCUGUGAUAUCCAUUUUACGUGAUGUUUUUGUAUUUCUUGGUUAUUGACUGCCUCUUAUGUUUUUAAGAAUUAUUUCUAUUUGGGUUUAGCAUUAUUGGCUUAUACAUUGAGUAAUGUGUUAUGUUUAAGUUCUACGAGAAUAAUUUAUCAAUAACAUU